Wasmannia auropunctata (little fire ant) is the source of this 3216-nucleotide messenger RNA. It is a transcript of the gene TMS1, whose product is annotated as probable serine incorporator. Bases 177 to 1553 code for a protein of 458 amino acids. The transcript has 11 exons. The record is from RefSeq and is a predicted model, not a curated record. NCBI's taxonomy places the organism in Eukaryota, Metazoa, Arthropoda, Insecta, Hymenoptera, Formicidae. Gene Ontology annotation, cellular component: membrane.
AGUUGCCCGCAGAGCGACGGUGUGUCAGUGCGCCUAUUGUUGUCGCGCCUCUCUGUGGCGUUUCUCGUUCUAUUUUGGUCUUCUCUCCAGUUCUCGAGAGUCCCUCUUCCAGUCUCCAGCGAGAGGAAUUUGUCCUGUUCGCCCAUAGAUAGCUCGGACAACAGGAGAAUCUCGCCAUGGGUCUCAUAUGCUCGACGGCUCAGCUCGCGUGCUUGUGCGGAAGCACAGCUUGCAGCUUCUGCUGUUCUCAGUGUCCGUCGUGCAGGAACAGUACGAGCACUCGCAUCAUGUAUGCGCUGCUCCUGUUGCUGGGAACUAUUGCUGCCUGCAUCACUCUGGCUCCUGGUCUUCAGAGUGCUCUCAAAAAGGUCCCGUUCUGUUCAAACAGCAGCAAUUACGUCCCGUCCGAGUUUAUUGCUGACUGCAACUCCGCAGUCGGUUACUUGGCAGUCUACAGAAUAUGCUUCAUUCUCGCCUUGUACUUUUUCUUGAUGUCCAUAAUAAUGAUCAGGGUGAAAAGUUCACGGGAUCCGCGGGCAGCUAUACAAAAUGGAUUCUGGGCAAUCAAGUAUCUCUUGAUAAUUGGCGGGAUUGUUGGCGCCUUCUUCAUACCGGAAAGAUCAUUCGGAUCUACUUGGAUGUACUUUGGGAUGAUGGGAGGUUUCCUCUUUAUAAUUAUCCAGCUGAUUCUGAUCGUUGACUUCGCCCAUUCCUGGGCCGAUGCCUGGGUAGGAAAUUUCGAGACCACCGAGUCAAAAGGAUGGUACGCUGCACUGCUAGGUGCAACUUUCUUCAAUUAUGCCGUCUCUAUUACUGGAGUGGUGCUACUUUACGUAUAUUAUACACAUCAAAGUACGUGUGCCCUGAACAAGUUUUUCAUCUCGUUUAAUUUGAUUUUGUGUGUCAUUACCGGUAUCGUGUCAAUUUUACCGAAGGUACAGGACCAUCAGCCACGUUCCGGACUUCUUCAGUCCUCCGUGGUAACGUUAUACGUGGUGUACUUGACAUGGAGCGGUAUAUCAAAUAGCCCAGAUCACGAGUGUAAUCCUGGUUUCAUCCCUGGCCUCUCGAAUCAAAAUCGUAUCGCGUUCGAUAAGGAGAGCAUUAUUGGACUCAUAAUAUGGUUUAGCUGCGUUUUAUACAGUUCCUUACGCACAGCGUCCAAGUCGUCGAAGAUUACAAUGUCCGAAAAUGUAUUAGUUCAGGAUAACGGAGCUGUUAGGAAAGUUAGUACGGGAGAGCAGGCUCUUAUGGGCAAUCAAGUAGAAGGACGCAAUCCCGAUGCGGAGGGUGGGAGCGACGCCAAGGUUUGGGACAAUGAGGAAGACAAAGUGGCGUACAACUGGAGUUUCUUCCAUCUCAUGUUUGCCCUUGCCACUUUGUAUGUUAUGAUGACACUGACAAACUGGUAUAAACCGAACUCCAGCCUGGAUACAUUGAAUGCGAACCCUGCUUCAAUGUGGGUGAAGAUUAUCUCUUCGUGGAUGUGUUUGGGUCUUUAUGUAUGGUCGUUGGUAGCGCCUGUCGUUUUCCCGAAUAGAGAUUUCUCUUAAACUUCUGGAUUUAAUUGUAAGCCGAAAUCCAGGAGUUUAUAAAACAGACAUUUCUCUGCUUAUGAUCUAACAUUCAAAUGCUAAUUAGAAUUAUAUUUAAGCCAAAUAAUAUACAAUAUGAGAUAUCGCGUAUUAAAAUAUAUAUCUCUAAGAAGUAGGCAUUCUAUAUGCAAACGUUUGCUUUCCCAGUAACUACGUAUUUAACAUAGAUAUGUGCAGAAUGAACUGCAUGUAAUUUUAGUUACUAAACUUCUAUUAACUAAUUUUUAGAUUAUGUGCAAGACAGCUAUCAACUUAAUGAUGUGCUUUAUUCCAAGGAAUUAACAAUUGUAUCGUUAUCGUAUUGCUUUAUAUGUUAUAAGAAUCAGUUCUAUUAACGCCAUACAUAUAUAAUUAGAUGUGUAAAAUUACGGUAUAUAAAGUAUGAUAGGAAAAUUACGUAUUUAUAUCUCUAAUAUGAAAUUUAUGAUUAUUUUGAAAAAUUACUUCAGCAUCUAUUCGAUUUUCGUACUAUGCAACACGUUGCAUGUACUCAAAUAAUAUUGCUGUACCACUGAUGCAUUUAUAACUAGUUUAUAAUUGAUAAUUAACGCAUAUAGAUAUAUAUGCGUUAUUACAAUAUAUAUUAAUUGCAUAUAUAUAUUCCUAUCAAACAUAUGAACCCUAUUCAUAUAAAAUGGCAUAAUUGAAUACAUUAGAUGGUGCUGCUUAUUGAAAGUCGUAACAUUUAGAAAUUACUUUUGUUCAGAGGAUGAUUACAAGAUCUGUAUCUUAUUUAUUAAUACCCUUAUUUCAUACUCUUUCAAAUAUCGUUUCUUUCAGUUGUUAUUUUAUGCUUUUAUUUUCAGCUGAAAACAGCCUCAGUUUAGAGCUUUCUUGUAAUAUCAUCCGCCUAUUGCAAAACGUACGUAACUACGACUGUAAGAGAAGUUAAUGAGAACUGAUCUUGCGUGAAUGAGUACCAUUAAGGAUGUAGGAUUAGACAGUUGUCAUAUGUGAUAAUUUUUUGCAAUUCUAUGAUACGUAAAAAAUUAUUCCUCGAAAUAAUUUUUCCGCGAAGUGUUUAUGUAACUAUAAAUCUAACCGAAGAAUUGUCUGGAAUAAUUUUUCUGUGAAGUGUUUAUAUAUGUAUACCUGAGUUUAAGUCUACCAGAAAAAUUGUCUUUUUGUAAACAUUUAUAUAACAUAAAUUACAUUACUUUCUUCCUUCAUCUAUUCAUCUAAAAUCAAUAAAAGAAAGGUAUAAUAUAUUAAUAUAUAACAUAAAAGGAUACUCCACUUCUAUGGCUAUAGCUGUGUAAAUACAUUUAAAUUGUCAUAGUUGCUAUGAGCUACUAUAAGGCAGCUCCGUAUAUCGUUUACUUUAAUUUCAUAAUGCAUUUUAUGUAAAAAAAAAAAUGAAACAAUUUAUACAAUAAGCAUUAUGCAUGUGACAAAAUUAAAACUUGUUUUCAGUGAAGUUCGGAACAAUAGAUUUUAGGUUUUUUUUCUGUAUCUAUGUGUAUUUAUGUACAUUAUUGUGAUAAAUGACUGAACAUUUAUCUUAUUCAUUAUGCUAUAUUCCGCGUGAUGAUUGAAAAUUGUAUUCGACAGAAAUUAUAUGUAAGCUGUAUUCCUUGAACGAUGUAUGUAAUAUAUAAAAGUAAAGGACAAGACAAAAUUA